This is a messenger RNA of Pristis pectinata (smalltooth sawfish), 8944 nucleotides long. RefSeq names its product proton myo-inositol cotransporter-like. Gene Ontology annotation, cellular component: membrane. Gene Ontology annotation, molecular function: myo-inositol:proton symporter activity. Gene Ontology annotation, biological process: transmembrane transport. The transcript is spliced from 10 exons. The record is from RefSeq and is a predicted model, not a curated record. Bases 2208 to 4151 code for a protein of 647 amino acids. NCBI's taxonomy places the organism in Eukaryota, Metazoa, Chordata, Chondrichthyes, Rhinopristiformes, Pristidae.
ACAAAAUACAUGAAGAGAAUUUUGCAGCAAGUAGUUCAGGUAAAGUGAGCUGAACUCUCUGAAGCUAACCAAGCAUAUAUUCCCCAUGAUGACUUGGGAAUAUCUUCUAUUGUUUGUUUGAUCAACUGGACGAUUUAAACAUUUCCAAUAAUUGACCAACCUCUAACUCUCCAGAUGAUCUACAAUACAGUAAGACAAAUGUUUGGUUUAAAUUAUUGGCCAGCUGUAAUUUUAGAUGUUUUAUCCACUGGUAAAACAUAAUAUUUCAGAAUUUAUCACAAACUGCUAAAACAAAUUAGAUCCAUAUUUUGUGAAGUUUAGAAGAAUGAGGGGUGACACAAUAAGAUCCCAAGGGGCAAAACUGGAUAACUGCUGAGAUAUUUCCACUGGUAGCAGAGUUUUGAAUAAGGGGAUAGAGUAAUAAGGGGAAGGUUAUUUUAAAAUGAGGUGUUUUGGAAAUUCUCCACGCAGAGCGCUGAGCCUCUGAAAAUGUCUACACGAGAGGUUUAUGGAAGCUGAAUCACUGGUGGUAUUAAAGAGAGAAAAAUAAAUUUUGUAAAAUAGAGAAAUUAAGGGCUACAUAGAACUAUCACAAAAGUUGAGGUCUGGGGCAGAUCAGCCACAAUUAUAUUGCAUUACAGAACAAACUUAUGGGGCCAAGUGGCCUACUACUGCUCCUGUUUUCUUGUGUAUUUAAUCAGGAAUGGCUACACUAAUUUUCCCUCACUGAGUUUACAGGCGUGACUACCAAGUUUGUUAAAAUUGCAUUCUUUGGAAAUUCAGAUUAAUGUAAUUUCACUGAAUAAUUGUGAAACUAUCUUAUUUCUGUCACGCAACAGUACAGUAAAUUGAGUGAUUUUAUCAUUCAAGGUUUUGACAACGUACUAAGAAAAUAAUGUACCAUUUUGUUUUCAACUGAGAAACUAAAGCUUUGGUCAACAAUGGUAAAAUAAGAAUAAUAUUUGGAUAAUGUGGCUUUAUUUUUUGAAACAUUUCUCUACUCGAGUAGUUUACCUAUUAAACCUUUACAUUAUCUGGUUGGAGCUAUUUUUUAAUUACUAAUGGUUCAUCAAGCUACACAGCUGUGAAACUGAAUAAUAAUCUUUGUUGUAGGACAACUUUUGAAAUCUGAAUAAACCAAUAUACAAGAUCAGAAAUACAGUGGUUGCAUCUUAAAGACCAAGUUUGUUGAAGCUUUUCAAAAUAAAACUCUGGGAUCUAAAUUUCUUUUGAUAUUUAAUACUUAUUAAAGCCCAGAACGACAUUCAACUAAUUCUGAACAAAGUAACGUUUUAACUCGUACAUCAAUGUAAAUACAAUGGUCGAUUUCAAUUUAGAGAACGAGAAAGCAAUAUUUUCCUUGAUUUCUGUCCAAAACCCUGAGCAAAAAAAGGGCGUAAAUUAGAGGAUCUUCGCAAUUGGUUGGAGGUGCUUCCUCUGGGUGGGGCUGAAGAUUUUCAAAUUACUUUAUCCUUCGACCAAAUAUAGAAAAUGAGCAUUGACAAUUGUUUUUUUUUGUCGAACCAAUCACAUUUAUUAUUUCUAAGCGUUACAUCGCUUCUGGCCAUACUUUAAUUAACUUUUUUACCCUGUUGCACGCCAGCUUUCCAUACAAUUGGCUUAAAACGACACGUCACGAGACUUCGCACACAAAAAAAUCUGACGUUUUUUAUUAAAGUGCAAAUACGGAUCAUGAAUGGGGGGGGGGGGGGAGAGAAAUGUUAACCUCUUCCUGGUUAGGAAGAUAAAUGUUAACCUCUUCCUGGUUAGGAAGAUAAAUAUCGCCUUUCUUGGCUCAGCCGACAGUGAGUGGAUACCUUCGGAGUGCGAUGCCUGUGCCGAACAAUCAUACCUUUACCUGUCACUCAGAGCAAAAAAAACAGACGCCUUCAUCCAGUAGUUUUCCACCUGACAUGUAGCAGAAAACACGUGUCCAUUAAAAAAGAGGCGGGGAAGACGACAAUGUUUGGGGGAAAAAAGUAAUUUGCACCACGAUCACCUCCUUGGUUACUAAGUGAGUUACACGUGACGGGGGCGCGCCUCACUCGCUGCCUGGGUCGCCGAUGCAAGUUCAAGAGCGGAGCGGCUGCGGGGGGACAGGCUGCCGGGGUUAACGCAGGGCUGCCUCUGGGGACAGCAACAACCACCACCACCACCGGGGAAGCUCGCAGCGCCACAGGGAUCGGUGGGAACUCAGCCGGUUCCUUAUGUCCCGUAAAUCCAGCGGUAAUGAGUACAUCCUGAGCGAUCUGAGGGGGGAGAGGAAGAUGGAGCGAGAGGAGGGGCAGCGGGAGGAAGUGGUCGGCGAGCGCAGCCUGAUUAAACCGCUGGGCGACAGCAGCGGCGGCGGCAACAACAACAGGCAGUUCGCGGCCAUGGCAACCGGGGCCGGGCUCGAACGGGCGGCCCGCAAGCAGUUCCAGGGCAACGGCACCUCGAAAUUCGUCUACACACUCUCCGCCUUCGCAGCCCUGGGCGGCUUCUUGUUCGGCUACGACACCGGCGUCGUGUCCGGAGCUCUGCUGCUGCUCAAGAAGGAGUUCGCCCUCAACGAGCUAUGGCAGGAGCUGGUGGUUUCGGCGACGGUGGGGGCGGCGGCCAUCUCGGCGCUGUGCGGCGGCGUGCUCAACGACUGCUUCGGCCGCAAGCCCUGCAUCCUCUUGGCGAGUUUUCUCUUCACACUGGGGGCCGUGGUGAUGACGGCCGCCAACGACCGCUACGCUCUGUUGUCCGGACGCGUCGUGGUGGGGCUGGGCAUCGGACUGGCCUCCAUGACAGUAACAGUAUAUAUUGCAGAAGCUGCACCCUUCCAUAUGAGAGGACGAUUAGUUACCAUUAACACACUUUUCAUAACUGGAGGACAAUGUUUUGCAAGUGUUAUUGAUGGAGCAUUUAGUUACCUCGAAACAAAUGGCUGGAGAUACAUGCUUGGGCUUUCGGGUGUUCCAGCUGUUAUUCAGUUCGUGGGAUUCCUUUUCCUUCCAGAAAGUCCACGAUGGCUAAUGCAGAAAGGCAAGACUCAGAGAGCACGCAGAGUACUGAGUCGGAUUCGUGAAACCCAAAAUAUUGAGGAUGAAUAUGAGUCCAUCAAAAAUAGCAUUGAGGAAGAAAAGCGGGAAGCAGGAGAAGGUGGUGCUGUGUUGUGGAAGAUAUUAACCUACCCACCAACCUUUAGAGCUCUAAUAGUUGGAUGUGGAAUGCAGCUCUUUCAGCAACUUUCUGGUAUCAACACAGUCAUGUACUACAGUGCAACGAUAUUGCAGAUGUCAGGAGUCCAAGAUGACAAACUGGCGAUAUGGUUGGCAGCAGUCACAGCAGGAACAAACUUCAUUUUCACAAUGGUUGGAGUUUGGCUGGUUGAGAAAGUUGGACGCAGAAAACUCACCCUAUGUAGUCUUGCAGGAACAACAGUAAGCCUUGUGAUUCUAGCAGUUGGAUUUUUAUUAUCAGCUCUAACAUCACCGCCUAUAAUUCUCCACCCCAGAGACCCUUCAGGACAUAAUGUCAGCUGUGUUAAUUACAAAUUUUGCGACAGUUGUAUGUUGGAUCCAAACUGUGGCUUCUGUUUUAAAAUGCAACAUCCCAAUGUAACAGAAACAUCAUGUGUUCCUGUGAGCAACAGAUCUGACACCAUUGCUGCCUGGGGCAGGUGCAGCAAUGAGGCAGAGUUUAAGAAGGAAGGAUUAUCUUGGGCAUUCAACUUCUGCCCCACAAAAUAUUCCUGGACUGCAUUAAUGGGUCUUAUCUUGUAUCUUGUCUUUUUUGCACCAGGAAUGGGUUCUAUGCCUUGGACAGUGAAUUCUGAAAUAUACCCAAUGUGGGCAAGAAGUACAGGGAAUGCAAUGUCUUCUGGAGUUAACUGGAUUUUCAAUGUCCUUGUAUCAGUGACAUUUUUGCAUUUGGCAGGGUAUCUCACAUAUUACGGUGUUUUCUUCUUGUAUUCUGGUCUUGCUACUUUAGGGUUAUUCUUCAUAUAUGGAUGCCUUCCAGAAACUAAAGGAGUAAAGUUGGAGGAAAUUGAGAGCUUGUUUGACAACCGACUAUGCACAUGUGGCCUUUUGGAUUCUGAUGAAGGUCGGCACAUUGAAUAUAUUCGAGUGAAAGGAAGCAAUUAUCAUCUUUCUGAUAAUGAUACUUCUGAUGUAGAAUGAUCUGCUGUGGUGUCUUUUAUUAUUGCUCUAAAGAAUCAAGGAGUAUUGGUGUCCACCUACCCUGCUUCUGGCUUGGUGUCUGAUUCUGCACUUGGAUUCUGCUGCUUCAGUUUAAACAAAAAUAAUUGUUUUUUUUAAUCUCUCUAACUCCAGUGGUCAUUGUAAACAAUUGUAUUUUUGUUUUAUAGCCUCUAGACCACUUGUUCAAAGAACUGAAAAUGAAGAUGGCAUUGUGUGGUAUACAGGUGGGCAAACAAACAUAUUCUGAAUUACAUGUUAACAGCACUUGCUGCUGCCAUUAGGUUCUGCAUCUGUCACUAAAAGAUGUGGAAAAUAGGCAUUUCAGAUUAUUUUAUCUUUUACGUUCAAAAACUAUAAUCUUUAAAAAAAAGACAACCAUUUUAGUUUAAUUUUAGUAUUCUGAUGUGUUAUGAUGUAAAGCAAGUAUCCAAAAUACUCUGGUGUUGUUUAUUCAAGUGCUGAUAGUCUGUAUCGUGUUCCUGCUCAUUUUCUCUUCUGGCAAACACCGAUUUUUUUCUUCAGGUCUACACAGAAGUUGAACUUUAUGAAUUUUCUCACAAGCAACAACAUGACUGUUUGUCAUCAUUAUCUACUUUCACACAUUCUAGCGAUCAGAUACAGAGUUCUUUACAAAUCGGGCAUCUUCGAUAAUGAAUUCCAUAAAGACACAUGUAGUAGAAAAUAACUUUGAAAGGAAUAUUAAAAAUAUUAUUUAAAAGGUAGUCUUAAUUGUGGAUGGGAAGUACAUUUCCAGUGCCUAAUACAAUUGACAAAGUGCUAUAAGGAUUUAUAUGUAAUUAUUUCAAUAGACACUACCAACUUUUUUUAAGUUAAUUUUUCAGCCUUCCCUGCUUGCUGUUUAAGUCUCAAGUCUGACAAGGUACCACCUUUGAUGAUUGAACAAAAUCUGUGUGUUACGUAACAACAUAUAUAUCAUACUUUCAUACUUUGGUGUUUCAAAUAGUGUUCAAAGUCACAAAGUAAUUUAACUUGUUUCUGAAAUGCAAGAUUACAAAUUCUGACAAGAAUACUACAUGGGGUCUUUGUCUGCAAUUUUUUUCAUUUCUGUUUUUAUGAAAUACUCUUUUUAGCAUGUGAUUUGGAGGUGGUGUUUGUAAUUUUAUGUAGCAGACAAGUGGCCUUUGACUUUCAAUUUUCUAUCAUUGCCAGCAUUAGGUGCUAAAGGUUGACAGUUUAUAUUAGUUAUCACAACUCUGCCAAGGUCCAACAAGUACUUGUAGGAACUGGAGAAGGUAAAACAAAAUAUAUAUUGGAUCAGGGUAGGUAUUUCUUAAUUUGUAUAAUUAUUUUGCUGCCUAUUUUCUCUCAUCUGAAUCAAUGAUUCCUAUUUUGUUGGAAAUAGAGGCCAGUCAUCUACAAUUAUCUUUGUAACCAAAGAGAUUUGGACAUUCCUGUGGUGAAAACUGCAUCCCACAGAAGUAAAUAUGAAAAAAGUCCAUUCUAUUGGAAUAAAAUGUAGCCAUCAGAUCUCUAGACAGACAGCCUUUUAAUAUAGCAUCAGAUAGCGUAGUGCGAUAAUAUGUAGCAGUUGUUUAAAAGGUAUCAAUGAAAACCAAAUACUAUUUGAUAUCUGCUGAAAUGCAAAAGGGAAACAUUCACACCAAAUUGAACACCUACUUAAUUUAUAUUAAAUUCCUCAUCAAAUCUAGUACUUUUAGUACAUUAAUAUGAACCUACUUCAUUUGUUAAAUUAUGGUUGGUUUACAGCAUUUUUAAAGAUGGACAGACCAAAAAAUGCAUUCUUUUGCAUUGCAGUGUGAAGUAAUUAUGUAGAUUUUGUAUUUGAUUUUAAAAUAGAACAGCCAGAGCGUAAUGUAUCCAAGAAUUCAGUGCUCUGAAAUGUAUAAAGAAGUCACUGUUAACUACAAAAUAACCUCAAAAGCAUUGAUAAGUAUCACAACUCCAACAGAAACUGAUGCACAUUUUAUAUCUGAACAACUUCAUAUUAAUUUUGUUUUGUUUCUGGUCCCUUGUGUAGAAGAUGGUAAGCUUGCUUUAAAGUUGUAGUCAGUUCUUAAUACCUUAAAGGGAAUUACAAGAGUUAUAGUUUGGUCCAAUGGGACUAUUUUUUCCCCUCUGAAACUUGGAAUCCCACACUAAUGGAAUGGGUGUCUCCAAUAUUUCUCCACUGUAAUUUCAACAGUUAGUCCACUUGUUGACUUAGUACAUGUCAACAUGAACUCUUUCCCGCUCAUCCCAGCUGUGGAAGUCAGUGAAAAUUCUGUACUUGUGCAAAAGAAGAGGGUCAUUCUUCUGAGAUCAGCAUUAUACUUUGUGAUAUUGCUGUAUUUGUUAAGAAAGUGCCUCAAGUCACUACAAAGCAAAAAUGGAAAAAGAAUUGUGUUAUCAGUGACAUCAUUCACCAAAGCUUGUAAAUUCACAAUAAGCUAAAUCGCAAUUAGGUGUGUAUUAGCCAGAUAUGUCAAAGUGACAGGUAAAGUCAAUUUGCCUGCAGAUUUACUAACAAUCUAAAAGCUACACAAAGUGUGCUAAUUAAUUAUUGCAAUGGUUUCACUGUACACAUUUUACAAUUUGGUCUAGUGUUCCAACUGUCCACACUACAUAAAAAUCAAAAUUGCUAAAUGCUUGUGUUGUACUAGUAUAUUUCUAUAUGGAACAGAUUGUUCUGUUUACUUUAUUGAUGUAAAAUGAUUCUAAUUGUAAUAUUGAUACCUGAAAGAGACUAUUGCAGAGUUAAAUAUAUUUUUCAUGCGGAAUUACAUAGAGAUGGAGACCAUAAAUUUGGACGAUUUAUUUUUAAAAUUUGGACAAUUUAUUUUUAAAAUUUGUUAGUUUUAAUGCACUACGUAUAAAGGAGCUGCGCACAUCUUCAGAGUAAGAAUUUAACUUCAGAAAUGGUGUUAUCUUUAGAUGAUAUGUAUAAAUGAAUGAGGGGAGCUUUUUUUGGAUGACGGAUGUCUAACAGUAAAUAUUUUUUGGAAGAGUACUUUGUGUAGCUAGUUGAAUAUAUUGGGAUUACCAAGGUAAUCUUUACAAUGUACCAAGAAUUGUAUUCCAAAGCUACUAUGAAAAAGAAUGGUGGUCAUAAACAACGAUACACAUGAUGAAUGUAAAGUUUACAAAUUAAAUAAUACAGAUAUUUAUAAACACCUGUACAGCACUGUUUAACAUUAAAAUUAAUGCUCCAGUGAAACUUAUUAAUAAUUGGGAUCUAUUUUUCCUUUAUUCUGUGAUUUUUUUUAAUGUUCUGUUUCAGAUGAACAGUGCUCACAUGAAUCAAUUAUUCACCAUUUGUUAAAUGAAUAGAAUUUUACAACAUUAAAUAAAACCUUGCAAUACUCAAAAGAAGUUGAUUAUAAUAACUAAUUCAAAAAAAUGUAGAUAUAUGUUUUAUAUAGUACAGGAAAUGAAAGAUCACGAUGAGAUGUAUAAUUUAGAUACCUUGGCAAUUCUGACACAGUAUUCAGUUUUUUUAAAAAUGGGUAUUGGGGGUAUUGAAAUCAUCUGGGAGACCUUAACUUUAUUAAAAUCUGAUAUUUGUACAUUAGUGUUGUAAAAUUAUUUGUUAAUGUUGCUGUACAUGUUUUAAUAGUUAUGCUUUCUAUAAAAUUAUAUGGAUCUAGUUAUUGAAUUGUUGACUAAUAAAUAAGCUGUCAAGGAAAAAAAUAAACAUUUAGUUGAUCAGCAACAUCAUGUUAUCUUCAAAUUUAAUUUGAUACUUCAAACUUUUUAACUUUAACGUAACAAUGUCAAAUUAGCGUUGUGGUGAAUGAGAAUCCACAAUUUACAAAUGUUAAAUGCAAAUAAGACCAAAAAUUAGUUUCCAAGUCUGCAACAUUCAAGUUAGUGUUAAGUAUCUAAGCAUUUAUACAUUCCUCUCCAGAAUCCAAACUAAAUUUUGAGAAUUUUUGCUGUGAAGUCCUUUAUUUUAAAAUCUCUCUUCAAUCUAAAGGCCAAGAGACGUGCAAUUUGCUUUUUGAUAAACUCCAUUUACCAAUUGAUUUAAUACAUUAUCAUUGGCAUGCAUGGCUUCAACCUGAAUAAAACACUUGGAUGAAAGAGGAAAUUUACCAUUUUCUUCUUAAGCGGCUGACUUUGAUCCCUACAUCAAUAUUAAGGAAGUAUGUUUUCUUUUGAUUUCACCUUCAGUUGUGUAAUCAAAGGGCAUAUCCAAGUAAUUAUGAAACAUGAGUAAUUUUAUGAAGGGUUUUGUUUCCUUUAGAAUUGUUAUUUGAUUUGUCCUUUGAGUUCUGUGUUAAAUUUACCUUCGAUCUCAUAAGUCUAUCAGACAGCUAAUGAAUGUUUUUCUCCCCAUGUGUAAACGUGACAUUACAAAGUCUGUAAUUUGAAAAGAUAAUGUUCUAUAUGCUGGAGGGUUUACCUGUUAAUUCCUUUCCUUUAAUUAUAUUCUGAAUGCCAGUUAAGUUGCAGACUUAAUUUUCAUUUUGAAAUAUUUGCUUUACGUGUUGAGACUCUGGAUUUUGAAUUUCACUGUUGCUGCAACUAUUUUGAAUCAAAACAGAUCCACUGUAGUUUGCAUUAAUUUUGAUCUUUCUUUCAUUUUUGGCUUUAAGACAUUCUGUGUCAUCCACUGCUUCCAAAUGAACCCUGCAGCCUAAAUUCAAAUCUUUUUCAGCUUGUGUAUCCAAACAGUGAAAAUAUUUAUUUAAUGGGCUGUAAUGACCCCUAGUGGUAUGCACAAGAUGGUUUUGGUUAUCUUCUACACUAGUUAGUUCUCUGCCAAGAAAAAAAUGGCUCUCUGCAAUGUCUGAUAAGUUGCACUGUAUAGC